AUGGAGCUCGCAGUGUCCAACAUCGAUUCCUUCCAGCUCUCAGUACUUUCACUCUCUGAUGCUUGCCAAUCUCGCACGGGGGCACUCCUGUUACCCACUUACGAGAUUGGCUCGUUGUUCAUGAGAGAGUACUGUGGCAAGCAGCCCCGCAGAGCCAUCAGGCUCGGUCUCUCGCGCACGCGCCUCGUAUUCAGGUUAAAGCCACCUUCUAUACUAUGCACGGUGCAACCGGCUGCCUUCCCCGUUGCAGGCCCUCACAAGCAAGUUCAGUCACAGAAAGUGCAACAGACAUUGUCAUGUGCCGCACGAGUACAGCAAGGGCCGACGGUAGGCAUUCACACCAUCCAGUUCGGGUGGGAAUGCCGCGAUAAUACCUACUCCAUCGAAUUUGAGAAGACUGGUCUGGCCAGAAGUCAUCUCAUAUUCGACGAAGACCACCGGCAGUUCCGUCUCCACCUUGUGCAGUCAGAAGAAGUCUUGUCAAUUGUCUUGCGCGCAUCGCAAGUCGUCUGGGCCUCCAUCGAUCCCUCAGGAGCGGCCAUGUUUUUCUCGCUGGCCUCCGCACCGACAUACGAGGCGAGCGGCUCCGUUCCAGACAUAACCAGAAGGGGAUCCAUCCAGCUGUCAGCCCUCGAUUCCCAGCAUGAAGAGUACACGCCCUACACGUCAUACUCUCUCCGGGUUCUCUGCGGUAAAUCCGCUGGGAGAUACAACACUUUGCGUAGCAUGUGCCAAGCAGCGCAUAUAUCCGUUCACAGCUAUGUCUACUUUAUCACUCGACAGAAUAUUUUCUCUGUUGAUGUGCGUGCACGCUACAAUGCCUGGCUUGCAGCCGAGCUCUUCGAUAUAGCAUUCCAGGUAGACGCCAUAGCUCGAGCUGGUGUCAUGGACCUCCAGGAACUGCUGAAACUUAAACCUCACUUGGAGAAGAUGCGGUCGUCACUUGGCAGCUCCUACACUGCCGGUUUCAUACGCUAUCUCGGGGAAGAAGCACGGGCCACUUCCUGGUACACAGCAACAAAUCCGACAGGUCCCGUCGCGGUCGAUCGCCUCAUCAAGUUCUACUUGCGCUGCAAGAAAACAUUCAACCCUUCCAUGAUGCUACCAUUCAGCGACGCAGAGACAUUUCCUUGCUACCAUGUCACGAUCACGCCAUCUCGGUUUAUCUUGAGCGGACCGUUCCCGGAGAGAAACAACCGCGUCAUGCGAAAGUACGCCUCUCACACCUCCAACUUCUUGCGAGUGGACUUUGCGGACGAGGAAGGUUUUCAAUACCGGAUGGACCGCGUGCUCGACAGUCGUCGGUUCGUGCGCGAGCGGUUCGGGCGUUUCCUCUCGCAGGGAUUCGUUCUCGUCGAUCGUCAUUUCGACUUCCUGCAAUGGUCACAGUCCGGGCUCAAACAGCAUGCCGUCUGGUUCGUCAAGGAGUUUCAGAUGUCUCACGAUACCGUCACCGUUGACUCCAUCAUUGCUGACCUGGGCACCUUCCACGACACGCCGUACGACCCUCGGCUCAUGUACUGCCCUGCGCGUCUCGGCGCCCGUCGAGCCUUAGCAUUCACGACCACGGAUGCUGCUGUAGAAGUGGAAGCCGAAGAAAUCGUCGUAGAGCCGGAUAUCGAGGACGCCAAUGGGAAGCGAUCUUUCACGGACGGCGCAGGUUUGAUCUCGGAGGAGCUGAUGACAGCCGUGUGGGAGGAGCUGCGAAAGAAAAGUCGCCGAUACCGGCGGGCCCACAUGAUGCCAGAUGUCAUUCAACAUCGCUUCCAAGGCAGCAAGGGUACGUCGACAGUGAGCCGCCGCUUACCGGGGCGAGUCCUCGUCAUAAGGCCAUCGAUGAUCAAGUUUGAGGCGACAGGGUCCAGGAUGGUGGAGGUCGCGGCCGCAUUCACCAGGGCGGGUCCCUUUCGCUUGAACCGACCCCUGAUCAUGCUUCUCGAGGGCCUUCGAAUCCGAGGCGGGUACGAGAUCCUAAAGAAGCUGCAGGACGCGGUCAUUCAAGAGACUAAAGACGCCGCAAACUCGCUAUCGACGGCAGCCAGGCUGCUUGAACCGCACGGCUUGGGUACGGGGUUCAAGGUGUCUUCGGUAUUCGCGAACCUAGCAAGGCUCGAGUUGGACAGCAUGCCGGACCCCUUCUUCCACCGCGUGCUGAACGUCGCGAUCUACCACAUCCUUCGAGAUCUCAAGUACCAUGCUCGCAUCCCCGUGCCCGGUGGUUACACCCUCGUGGGGGUGGCGGAUCCGUACGGCUACCUCGGCGAGGGAGAGGUUUUUGCCUGUGUCACAACUUCGACCAACGCAGAGCCCAUCUUCCUCGAAGGAGAGAUGAUGAUAUCUCGCUCUCCCACCGUCCACCCUGGAGAUGUGCAGAUUGUGCGCGCCAUCGGACGGCCUCCGAAAGGCAGCGAAUUCGACAAACAUCCUAUCAUGAACGCAUUAGUCUUUGCUACCAUAGGAAAGCGCCCGCCUGCAUCAUGCUUGGGUAAUGGAGAUCUUGACGGCGAUGUCUACGUGUGUACAACAAAGGAAGAGUUACUCCCAAAGCAGACUCGCGCUCCAGCUAGCUAUGAUGCCGCGGCGAGGAAGGAGGUUCCACAUCAGAGUACGCAGCAGGAUAUGGCGGAUUUUGUGACCGAAUUUAUUUGUAGCGACAACAUUGGCAUCAUUGCCUCGCGGUGGCUCGAGCUCGCGGACAAAAGAGGUAUCUUCGACCCUGGCUGCCUUCGCCUCGCGUACCUGCAUAGUCUGGCUACGGACUAUCCCAAGACUGGUCUGCCGGUGCCACUCGAAUAUCUUCCGGGAACUGAUAUGCGGCGAGGAAGGCCCGAUUGGAGUGCACCUGAGACGGAGGGCUCUAGGCGGUUCUACCAGAGCACCCGCUACCUCGGCCGCCUUUUCCGUGAAGUCCGUCUUCCCGUGCCCCCUCACCCGCAACAGCCCAAGCAAACAUACGAAGAACGGUUGGAACUGGGCAAAGUCACCGCCUUCUUCCGCGAUGACAGUCGCGCUUCAAUGAACGCGAUCGACGCGAAGGUUCACGACUUUGUUUAUCCAUAUAUUCAAGCCGCUCCAUUACGCCACCAGCAACGCAUCAAGCAAGUAUGGGAGUUAUUCUCGGAGUACGUACCGCGCUUGCGGUCGAUAUGCUUAUCGUGCAAUCUCUACCAAAGACGCUCAGCGAUGCUCACGGAGGAGGAGAUUGUUGCUGGUACCAUUGUCGCCCACACGAGCCAACCCGCCUUGCGCAAGGAGCGCAUGUCCCAAAUGCGAGAGCAGAUAUCCCUACUCACAGAGCACAUUGCCACGCGGCUCAACGGAGACGACAACAAUCCGCACGAGGUCUUAAAGCGAGCCUGGGCAGCAUAUAGAUUACCAACACUCAGGCCAGAGUCUUUCGGAUCGAAGAGCUUUCGUUUCAUCGCGAUCCACGAAAUAUUUGACGCAGUCAAACGAAUCGUUGCGGAGGACUCUCAGGCGGGAGAAGGAGCCGGCGAUGGUUAGAAUGACCGCUAAUCAUCUUGUCGCCAUAAUCUUUACGUCUUAACGUAUGAUUUCGAAAUAUGUGUAGUGAAAUGCAGUCGAUUCGGAAGCCGCAGUACAAGGUGACGCGAGAAAGGAUACUGCUAUACCCUACUUGCGCUUCUUUACCUUCUUCGCAGACUGAACGAAGAAUAAGUGUUGGUAUCAGUAUCAAAACACGGUCUAUGAACAUACCUUUGGCGUACGAGGGGUACUGGAUGAAGCCGGACCGUCACCUUCCCCGUCGCUCGAAACUACGCUGCCGGCACCUGCGCUAGACGAGGAAGGGAGCUCGUCAGCUAUCGGGACAGGCGUUGACGGCGUGCUUCUAACAGUCAGCGCAGGGGAUGCGGGUGCCGGCAUGGGUGACCGUGGCGCGGAGCCAGGAUUCGGAUUCGGCACUUGGACUAGGUUGAGUUUGGCCUUGACACCGUACUUUUGCUCUGAGAACCGGAUAAUGCAUUAGAUCGCUGAGUAGAUAGCCGGGACAGAAGGUUCACCUUUCUCGGCUUUCAUAGACUCGAUCGAGUCAAAGAUAACCUUCAUCUUCUCAUUAUGAAGUACUUCAGUUGCUGUCUGGUAGAUGAUUUGCCCCCAGCCCUCAACGAAGGUGUUCGCCUCCGCCGCCGUCUCGAGGACUUCAGCCUCAAGUUCUUUCUCCGCGGCAAGAAGGCUGUUCCACAGUUCGUCACCUAUUGAGCCUUUUUGAAGCAAGUUCUGAAGGGCGGGCUUGUCAUCACGUAGGCGCAUGAUCCGACUGACAUUUGUCACGGCGCGACGGACUAGCGCAGCUUUCAGUAGCUGGUCAGGCGUAGGAGGGUCUAUCCUUUGUAACAAGGAUACAUAGACGUCGCGUUCGCGAUGGCGGGGAAAAUACGGUUCGAUUACUUUCCCUGUGGCACACGAUUUCAGCACCAAACACGUAUUCGGCUGUAAACCUGGACGUACUGGCAGCACGCCGCUUGUAGAGUGUGCUGAAGACCCACAAGCCUCCAAAGACAAUAAAUACAUAGAGGAGAGGGACGAUGAGGGAGGCCAUCGUCGCGGAGGCUCGCGGGGCUUUUGACGUCGUUGAGGUCGAUGACUGGUCAAAACUGCAAGCGUGAGCUGGCACAGACGCGU
Phanerochaete carnosa HHB-10118-sp is the source of this 4644-nucleotide messenger RNA. RefSeq lists its product as uncharacterized. Lineage: Eukaryota; Fungi; Basidiomycota; Agaricomycetes; Polyporales; Phanerochaetaceae. The transcript has 5 exons. Gene Ontology annotation, molecular function: RNA-directed RNA polymerase activity. The record is from RefSeq and is a predicted model, not a curated record. Bases 1 to 3504 code for a protein of 1167 amino acids. Gene Ontology annotation, cellular component: nuclear RNA-directed RNA polymerase complex. Gene Ontology annotation, biological process: siRNA processing.